Messenger RNA from Magnolia sinica, 1244 nucleotides. RefSeq names its product 5-formyltetrahydrofolate cyclo-ligase, mitochondrial. Gene Ontology annotation, cellular component: mitochondrion. The coding region runs from base 17 to 850 and encodes 277 amino acids. Gene Ontology annotation, molecular function: 5-formyltetrahydrofolate cyclo-ligase activity. The record is from RefSeq and is a predicted model, not a curated record. Gene Ontology annotation, biological process: folic acid-containing compound biosynthetic process; tetrahydrofolate interconversion. Lineage: Eukaryota; Viridiplantae; Streptophyta; Magnoliopsida; Magnoliales; Magnoliaceae. The transcript has 8 exons.
UUCUAAUCUUUUAAAAAUGCUGAGAAGAAGAGAGAGCAUACAGAAGGCUAGAAAUGCCUUGAUGUCCUCCAUACCCCCACUCCUUCAAUCCCUUCUCUCCCCCAAACAUCAUCAGCUGCAGCAGCCACCGUCCGUCGCGAUGCACCAAGCUCCGGACCAUCUCGAGGCUGCAUAUCAGCAGAAGCGCGCCCUCCGCUCCAAAGUCCGGAAGGAUUUAAAGGCCAUGAGCCCUACGCAGAGAAGAGAUGAAGAUAUUGCGAUUCAGAAUAUUGUUUUGGAAGCUUCAUGGUUUAAAGCUAGCACUGGAUUAUGUGCUUAUAUAAGCUGCGAUGCCUUACGAGAAGUUGAUACAUCAAAGAUUUUGUCAGAAGUUCUAAGUGGUCCAACUAAUGAGUGUCAUAUACAAACCAAGAAAAAGCUUUAUGUUCCACGGGUGGAAGACAAGAAUAGCCACAUGCGGAUGCUCAACAUUUCAAGUAUGGAAGAUCUAAUUGCAAAUUCAAUGAAUAUCUUGGAACCAGCCCCAGUAGACGCCGAUGGAAAUGAACGCCAAGACGUUAUGCUGGCAACUCAUCCAGUUGAUUUGCUCCUCUUACCAGGGCUUGCCUUCAACAGAUCUGGAAGACGCUUGGGCCGUGGUGGAGGUUACUAUGAUACGUUCUUGAGGAAAUACGAGGCGCUUGCUACCGAGCGAAAAUGGAAGCAGCCCCUUCGAGUUGCACUGUCAUACUCUUUGCAAAUAUUGGAUGAGGAAGUCAUCCCUGUUACUCCCAAUGAUGUUCCUGUGGAUGCGCUCGUCUCCCCAACCGGCGUGAUUUGUAUAAGCCCUGCUGCAUUGGAAAGGAUGUGAAAAUAGAUGCAUUUUCCAGCUAUUCAUGACUCGCACGUAUGAUACAAUCCUUUGAUCGAUGGACUUCUAGCCAUUGGAUGCAUUUUCCAGCUGCUCAUGGCCCACGAAUUGGAUGCAAUCCUUUGACUGAUGGACUUUAGCUUUUGAAUGUGGACAGCUAAUUACUAUAAUUUUUUCUUCCUUUUUCUUUCUGUUCGUUCAAAGUUUACAGAUCAGACAACUAGGAUGAUGUGUUUCAUGUGGUUUUGUUUUUUUUAAAACUGUCGGCUAUCCAGAGUAGGGCGGCCUACAAGAUGAGCAGUCCAGUUUCAAUAACUAUGGUUGUAAACCUUGAUAGUGGAAUAUAAGGAAUAAAUGAAAGAGCAGAAAUACAUGAGGAUUUAGAUCCUGUCAA